ACCCUGAUCAAAGUUCGUCCUCGGCUUGAAGGAGAAUCAUGGUUCUGUUCAACAUGGGACCUGAAGGCAGAUUGAGGAAAAUUGCUGUUCUGAUCGGCGUUUUUGUCAUUUUAAAGGUGCAGGCUGAUCCGGCAAUAACUGAUGAUGAAGCAGAUGCCGGUGAACUUAGAGAUGACAUUCUUGAAAUUAACAGAGGAUUGACACAUCUGUUUGAGGGAGACAUUGCUGUCAAUCCAAAAAGAAACGCCAUCCUUGAUGAAACAAGAAGAUGGACGUUUCCCAUACCUUACAUCCUAACUGAUUCCUUAGAUCUGAACGCUAAGGGUGUAAUUCUUCAAGCGUUUGAGGAAUACCGCUUGAGAUCCUGCGUGGAUUUUAAACCCUAUGAGGGAGAAUCCACCUACAUCUCCUUCGUCAAGCUCUCUGGUUGCUGGUCAUACGUCGGAGACGAUGGGACAGGCCAGAACGUGUCCAUUGGUGACCGGUGUGACACCAAGGCCAUAGUGGAGCACGAGCUUCUGCACGCGCUGGGCUUCUACCACGAGCAGUCCCGUUCAGACCGAGAUGACUACGUCAAAAUCUGGUGGGACGAAAUUGAAGAAGGGAUGGGGCACAAUUUCAACAAAUAUGAAGAUGACUUUAUCACAGACCUGAACACACCGUACGAUUAUGAGUCCAUCAUGCACUACAGACCGUUGUCCUUUAAUAAGAAUGAAAGCAUCCCCACAAUUACAACCGUCAUACCAUACUUUAACAAUGUCAUUGGUCAGCGGUUGGACUUCAGCGAAGUAGACAUCACCAGGCUCAACCGCAUGUAUGACUGUGCUGAGACACAUACUCUGCUGGAUCAGUGCUCUUUUGAGCUCAUAAACAUCUGUGGAAUGAUCCAGAAUGAGGACGACAAUGCAGACUGGGUCCAGACGCUGAGCAGUCCAAGCGACGGGGAUCAUACCCUGGAGGGACGCUGUAGAGAUUCUGGCUACUUUAUGAAGUUUGACACUUCUUCCGGUGCAGUGGGCAGCAGCGCCCUGCUGGAGUCACGCAUCCUCUACCCAAAGAGAAGUGAACAGUGUCUCCAGUUCUUCUAUAAGAUGACCGGAGCAGCCGGGGACAAACUGGUGAUCUGGAUCAGAAGUGAUGACGGGACGGGAGCCGUGAACACCAUCAGAAAGAUCCACACUAUCACAGGCAAUGGAGAUGAUGCCUGGAAAAUUGCUCACGUGAAUCUUAAAAUGUCCAAAAAGUUCCGUUACGUUUUACAAGGAAUCAGAGGAUCGGCCGGCUCCUCGGGCGCCAUCUUAAUCGAUGACAUCACUCUAACUGAGACCGUCUGUCCCAGUCUUGUCUGGCAAAUCCGCAAUUUCACUGGCGUUCUCGCCACAACUCCCGUCGGCACGCCUGUAAGGAGCAAAUGCAUUUAUAGCGCGGAGGGCUAUUCGUUCGGAGUCACUGUCUACCCGAAUGGAAGAGAGAGCGAAUACCCGGAUUAUGUUGGCGCAACGUUGCAUCUCUGCAGUGGGGAAAAUGACUGAGUGAUGCAGUGGCCAGCAGAAAACAGGCAGGCCACCAUUGUAGCGCUGGAUCAGGACCCAGAUGUUACACUGAGGAUGUCUUCCACAAGAAGCUUCACCUCAGACAAUAACACCCGCUGGGACAAGCCGACCACCACGUCUAAUGCAGUCUGGGAUGAGAGCUGCCAGUGCUACCGGGGUCAAGAUUACGGCUGGAGCACGUUCAUAUCCCACAUCCAACUACAGCGGAGGAGCUUCCUCAAGAAUGAUGACCUCAUCAUAACUGCUGACUUCAAUCUUUUGACAAAAGACAACCUCUAAAAUCUGACGCCACUCCGUUUUUGUUUAGAAAGUUGCAUUCGUGUCUUCUUCAGGGGAUUUUUGAGUCAUUUGUUUAAGCAGUUAUUGGUACAGCGACACCAGAGACGAGAGGGUGAGCAAGUUUUUCAAAGGGUUUGGUUCAUUCGACAGCAGCGCGCGAACCACACCGGCUGAAAAUAUAUCAAACGUUGGAACUUUAGUCCCGAAUCAAACCAGGUCUACCGGGCUAUCAGGUGUGAAAACACCCUUAGUGACUGCAGUUCAAGGUGGAAGAGGAGAAAGCAUUAACAUAUGACCGGAAACGUCUUGUCUCUCUUCCCAGGUGUGCAUCAACCCAGGCCACCUUCUAUUCUGGCCCGAGGUGUGAGGAAGUGAAAAUAGACAGAGGCAUCCUGGGAGCUCUCAUCGGCGGUGCGGCGGGAACUGUGGUUCUAACGUUGGCCAUCUUCGCUGUCAUCAGGAGAUCUCACAACAACCCGUUUUAAAAUGUUCGGGUUCCCGUUUAGCACAGCAAAAGACUGGACCAGUGCUGGUCCGGUCUUUAAACAUACAGAAAUGUUUCAAAUUACAAAAAUGAACUCUUCCAUUCCAAGAGACGCUCAAAGCCAGGAAAACACUGAGAACAUUGAUACAAAUGGAUAGUUUAGCAGAAGUAGUUUCAAAACACUCACUUGGUGUGCAACAGGGAAGAAAAGUGAAUAAUUUAUGUUGCAAUAUAGGCUUUAAUUAACUAAAUUAAUUUAAUAAUAUUGGUUUAGUAGCACUUGUUGUCAUGGUAACAGAUUCAGCAAAUAAAAAUGUACAACGGCGCUUGAGUUUCUAAACCUCUUUAUUUCAUUAUAACUUCUAAUACAUACAGCAAUAUACAAGUAUUGUUUACAGCUUGUAGUUAAUCAAAUUAUGUAAAUUAACUUUUUUUUUAAAUAAACCGAUCACAAACAGA
This is a messenger RNA of Xiphophorus couchianus (Monterrey platyfish), 2775 nucleotides long. It is a transcript of the gene mep1a.2, whose product is annotated as meprin A, alpha (PABA peptide hydrolase), tandem duplicate 2. Gene Ontology annotation, molecular function: zinc ion binding; metalloendopeptidase activity; protein binding. NCBI's taxonomy places the organism in Eukaryota, Metazoa, Chordata, Actinopteri, Cyprinodontiformes, Poeciliidae. The record is from RefSeq and is a predicted model, not a curated record. The transcript has 12 exons. Gene Ontology annotation, cellular component: membrane. Gene Ontology annotation, biological process: proteolysis.